GCUCUAUUUGACAAUCCAAUUCAAUGAAUUUUAUGUGGGAAAGAAGGUUUUCACAACCGUAUCCAUGACCGCCAAAUAUAAAUGGCAGAUAUCUUUCAUCUGAAGAUGUUUAUGGUAUUUGGCAGCUGCAAUUUUUUCCAGCUGUAGAUGGUAUUCGUAGCUCAAGGGUAAAUAUGCCUACUGAGGAUUCAAGAAAGGAUUUCAUCCUUACUACCAGUGCAAACUUCUUUGGCCUGCAAAGCAGUGACCAUACUGUUAAGUCUGGAGACACUUCAUCUGCCCUUAACAAGUUUUUAGAUGAUGAAAACUGUUCAUUGCUGACUGCAUUUCUCACUGGGCAUCAAUCAAAGAAGAUUGUAUUUUUUAAUGAAAUAGAAAGGGGGAAAAGUGCAGAAAAUGCAGAUGAUGGAUUCCUUGCAUUUUUUAAGAUCAAACCUUGUGUGAUCAACCCAGAGAACAUUCACAAUGCAAUUCUGGUUUCAUCAAUGUUUGGUUCACCGGCCACUACACUUUAUCACACACUGCACAACUUGUUUGCCCCUAACCUAUUGCGAAAUGGAAAAGAUGAUUCAGAUAUUAGUGAAAAGUUGCAAAAUUUGAUAAAAGAGCUAGAAUUUGGGCUAGGAAGCUGGCUUAGGAAAGAUGGGCCUAAAGUUGCUCGUAAAAAGGAUGGAAGUAUUGAUGAAGAAAAUUUGUCAGCAAUAUUCACUCCAGAUGAUGAGUUUCAGUUCUGGGGAGACCUAGCAGUUUCUGAGAGAGACAGCCAAACAAGAAAACGAGCUUCAUCAUUUCUAGAAAUGUUCCAGCGUGCAAAUAUGACCCAUAGCUACACAAAACUGAGCACACUUGAUUUUCAUGAUGUUCUGGACUUCAUUGACACAGUACAAGAAAAUCUUGAUGAUUUGUGGAAACAAGAUGAUUUUAAACCCUAUCCUCAAAUGAGGAUGAGCCACUUUUUAGACAUGACUGCUGCCUCUCUCAGUAGAGCAAUACAAGAGAUGCUCAAAGGCACAGAUUUAUGGAAUGACUCAUUUGCAACAGUUAGAGAUAACUUGAAGCAAGGAAUUGAGAUAUGCAAUAAAUGGUCUCAAGUUUGCAAGACUUUGACUUUCCAGUUCUGGAGAAAUUAUCAUUUGAAUCAAUGGAAGGGUUCAGAAUUUAUUCCAGAAAGACUGAACAAACUUUGCCAGCGUCUAGAAGGGGUUUUAAGAGUUAGAACCAUCCACAAUCAGAUUGCUAGGCUGGUUUCAUCUACUGAAAAAGGAGAACUUGGCCUGUCAAAGGCUUUCUCAUCAUUUGCAGGGCUGGAUCCAUUGCUGUACAAUCCAUUCACUGAUCCAAUAUGGCAGUCUGCUGUUGGUCAAUUUGAAAAGAUGAUUCAGCCAUCUGAAGACAGGGUGGCUGGAAAGUUGAGACAGAGAUUCAAGGAACUGAAUAUUGGGUCAUAUCAGCUACUCAAAGAAUUUCAGAAAUAUAAAGAGCUUAUCAAAAGGCCCAACAUAAAGAAAGGUCUAGGUCCUGAAAGGGAAUCCCUUCUUGGUCAGCUUCAAGAACAUCUCAAAGAAAUGAAAGAAGACUUUACCUCCCGGUCCAGCCACUCUGGAAAAAACAGACCACCCAAAGGGAAAAACCUUCCAGAAGUUGUGAAUGAUAUUAUAUGGGCAAAGCAACUGCAGUCAAAGGUUAAGUCAUUGAUGCAAUCAGCAGAGGAAAUGCUGAGUGAUCUACUUAGUUUCAAGCAGUUUUUUCGUAUCGGCGAAGAACUGCGCGAGGAAAUUGAGGCCUACGGGAAGGACAAGUACGAAUAUUGGUUGAAAGAUAUUUCAGACUCACUGGAAGAUCCAAGCAAUCCAAUCAGCUUAAGAACAAGCGGGAAGUUGAUGGAGCUUGGCCACGAUGAUGGAAAGCUGCGCGUUCACUAUGACGAUAGGCUUGUUACAUUGAUAAGAGAAGUGCGUCAGUUAACUGGCUUGGGCUAUGUUAUUCCAGCAAAGAUACAGAACACAGCUGAUACAGGACAAAAGUUUUAUAAACAAGCUGUGAUUUUAAAACAGGUGGCACAUUUUUACAACACGAUUGAUCAGCAAAUGAUACCCAGCCAGCAGGCCAUGAUGCUUGACUCUGCAUUGGCUUUUGAGAGACUGGUGAAGAGCCCAAAAACGGGCAAGAAAGGAGCGAAUGGAAAUGUCCAUGUAACAUGGGACAACCCUGUUGAAGUUGAGAAGUAUAUAAAGAUGCUGCAAACUGCGGCCGAUAGACUUUCUAUGGAAAACCGACGGUUGAGGAAGAAGCACAUCUAUUUUGGAGAAAAGAUUGGUGAACUGUUCAGUACAGAUCUUCUCCGUAACCCGGCUGCAUGGAAAGAAGUUUUGCUCGAACUGAGACAGAUAAUCAGCGGACUUGCACAGCAGGGAAUCAAGGAAGAAAAUAUGAAGCCAUGGAAGUUGCACUGGGACAUGCAGCUUUACAAAGCAUUGGAACAUCAGUAUCAACUUGGCCUAGAGGUGCUAAAUGAGAAUUUGCCAGAGAUCAAAGUGGAACUGACCUUCAGACAACAGCAACUGCAGUUUCGACCCCCAUUUGAGGAAAUCAAAGCCAGAUAUUACAGAGAGCUUCGAAAGUUCAUCUCGAUUCCACAAAAUUUUAAAGGCUUUGGAGGUGACAAUGCCCUGUUUGCGGCGUUGAUUGAUCGCACUGCCUCUGAAUUUGACAACGUGUUCAAAAAAGCAGAGAUGCUAUUUGAUCGAUUGGAAGCUGUCAAAGAAGAGUUUAAGGACUGGGUCGUACUUGGCUAUGUGAAUGCAGAUAAACUCGCUGAAGAGAAUCUAAUGAACGUAGUUGAUUGGGAGAAAAAUUUCAAAAUGAUCAAAGUUAAAGGAAGAGAGGCCGAGAAGAUCCCAUCAUCGAUUAAGAUUGACUGCAUCCAUGUUUCGACAACACCAGUAAAGAGCUCGAUUGACGACCUAUUGCAAAGUCUUUUCGAUGCCUUGAUAAUUUCACUGCGUCGGUCAAUUCUUAACGAUUACAACAGAACAGAAACCUAUCUCAAUGAAGGAACUCAAUCAUUAGGAAAGGUUCCUCAGUCGAUCGACGAGAUCGGAGAAGCGACGCAAAAGCAUUCAGCUCUGGCUGCUGAUCUGCCUCAGAUCAAAUUAGCUCGCGAGGAAGCAAGUUCUAAAAACAAGCUGCUUAGUUCUGUCGCCGCUGAAGGGGUUGAGCAAAUCGCAAAUUUGUCGCAAAAAUGGAGCAAAUUUGAGCUAAUGAUGGAAAGUUUUGCAAUGAUGAUCGCUGGACAAAGAGACGUAAUGAGGAAAGAUUUGGAAAAUAGAGUGAAAAAUUUCCACCAAGAAGUGGAGAAAUUCAUCGCUCGCUGGAACCAGCUGAAACCAUCCGACAUUGAUGCGGACAGCAGCCCAGAUAACUUCAAGGCUGCCGCGACGAAUAUUAAGGACAGAAAGCUUGAACUCGACGAUAUCAUCAAGAACAAAGAAAAACUUCUAGGGGACUGUGCAAACUUUGGGAUACCAGAAGAAGACUUUUCUCAGCUUGAUGACGUCAAAAUCGACAUUGAAACAUAUGAGGCAAUGUGGCAGAUAUUUGAAGAAUUCAAUGGGGAAAUAGAAAAACUGAGGAAGGAAGAUUGGAUAUCUUUCAGGACGCGUUCUCAUGUGUUUGAGGAAUUUCUGAUGACCUGGAAUGACAAGCUCAGGAAAGUGAAACCGAAUAUAAUGACCCUCAAAAUUCAGAAAGAUGUUGACAAAUACAAGAGUAUCAUUCCUGUGUUGAAAUACGUUCGAGGCGACCCCCUCUCCGCUGAUCACUGGCUAGAAUUGUUUAGACUUCUCAAGAUGCCGAAAGGAACGACCCUCGAGAAACUCACCUUCGGCAAUAUUCUUGAUUCCGCUGAAGAAAUAACUGCAAAGAGAGACGAGCUUAAGGAGCUGAAUAGUCGUGCACAAGGAGAGGUUUCUAUCCGUGAUGCACUGCGGGAAAUGGAGCUGUGGGGCGCAGGCGCAGUUUUUAGUCUUACGUCAUAUUCUGAUACAAAUCGAAAUGAAGUCAACCUCAUUAAAGAUUGGAGGGAUCUUUUCAACCAGGUUGGGGACAACCAAUGUCUACUGCAGUCACUGAAGGACUCCCCAUAUUUCCAAGGCUUCGCAGAUAAAGCAUCCAUAUGGGAAACACGACUUGCCGAUCUGGAUGAGUAUAUGCACAAUUUGAACCAGAUUCAAAGGAAAUGGGUUUACCUAGAACCAAUAUUCGGGAGAGGGGCUUUGCCAAGGGAGCAGGAUAGAUUUAAAAGAGUUGAUGACGAAUUUCGGCAUAUUCUAUCGUCGGUUGCAAGAGACACGCGGCUAUUGUCUUUAGUGAGCCAAUCUGGCAUCAAGAACACCCUUAUCACCAUGCUGGACCAGCUACAAAGAUGCCAAAAGUCUUUGAACGAGUUCCUUGAGGAAAAACGAUCUGUCUUCCCUCGAUUCUACUUUAUUGGCGACGAAGAUUUGCUUGAGAUAUUGGGGCAGUCGACAAACCCACUUGUGAUCCAAUCACAUCUGAAAAAGCUGUUUGCAGGAAUUCACAAUGUACUCUUUGAUGACGAAAACAAGCAAAUUUUGGCCAUGAAAUCUAUUGAUGGAGAAACUGUUACGUUGAAAAAUCCUGUGGUUAUUACUGAGAAUGUAGAGAUAUGGCUUGGUGAUUUAGCCAAUGAAAUGAAGAACACUUUGAGUAUUUUGCUGAAAGACUGCCUGCAAGCCAGUCGAUCUGGAAGCGUUGAUCCAACAGUGUUCCCGUCUCAGGUACUCUGCUUGGCUGAGCAAAUAAAUUUCACCGAGAAGUGUGAAGAUGCGCUCUCGAGAGGAAGUUUGGUCUCGUUCAAGAAAGAACUGGAGGAGCAGCUCGAAUCGUACACGAACUUAGAGAUGGACUCAAGUGAUGAGGCCUACAAGGUUUUGGAACUGAAGCUGAAGGCAUUGAUUCUGGAUGCUAUUCAUUUCAUUGACAUAGUUGAGCAGCUGAUCAGCGAGAACAUAAGGAAUGUUAACGAGUGGUUGUGGCAAAAACAGCUACGCUUUUACAUCAAUAAAAAAGGCGUAUGUAUCAUGAGGAUGGUGGAUGCUGAAUUUUUGUACACAUACGAAUACCAAGGGAAUGCACCAAAACUGGUUCACACACCGCUGACUGACAAGUGCUACCUCACAUUAACACAAGGAAUGCGCAUGGGAAUGGGUGGUAACCCUUAUGGACCGGCUGGAACCGGUAAAACAGAAUCGGUCAAGGCUUUAGGCGGGCUGUUCGGGAGGCAGGUUCUUGUUUUCAACUGCGAUGAGGGCAUUGACGUGUUUUCUAUGGGAAGAAUCUUCAUUGGUUUGGUGAAGUGUGGUGCCUGGGGCUGUUUCGAUGAAUUCAAUCGGCUGGAAGAGGCUGUCCUCUCUGCUGUCUCCAUGCAGAUCCAGAGCAUCCAAGCCGCCAUCAAGAGUCAGCAAAAGAGCGUAGAGCUCCUCGGUCGAACGAUCGACCUGGAUGCAAAUUCUGGAAUCUUCAUCACACUGAACCCAGCAGGAAAAGGUUAUGGUGGUAGACAAAAGCUGCCAGACAAUUUGAAGCAACUGUUUAGACCUGUUGUUAUGUCCGUACCAAACAACGAACUGAUUGCUGAAGUACUCCUGUUUGCGGAAGGGUUUAGAGACGCCAAGAGUCUCGGUCCAAAAUUGGUUGCGAUUUUUGUUCUCUCCAGAGAGCUGUUGUCAAAGCAACAACAUUACGAAUGGGGUUUGAGGGCACUCAAAACUGUUUUGCGUGGUUGUGGAAGUUUGUUGCAAAAGGAAAAGAAAAAUGGAGGCAAAGUUGAUGCUAAAACAGAGGAAAAGAUCGCCAUUCAAGCGAUACGGCUUAACACACUGUCCAAGCUGACAUUUGCAGACUCUAAAAGAUUUGAUGCUCUUGUAAGAGAUGUUUUUCCAGGAGCUGAAUUCCAGGAUGUCGAUUAUGCCGAGCUUCAAUCGGCAUUGGUUGAGACUAGUCAGGAAAUGGGCUUGAUCGUCAGCAAAGUUCAGAUCAAAAAAGCAUUAGAGCUGUACGAGCAGUUGCGCCAGAGGAUGGGGGUUGUAAUUGUCGGACCAUCAGGCUCUGGAAAGUCAACUCUGUGGAGGAUUUUGAAGACUGCACUUGUCAAAAUGAAGCACGAAGUAAAGCAGUAUACAAUGAACCCGAAAGCAAUGCCAAGAACUCAGCUCCUUGGCCACAUUGACAUCGAUACUAGGGAAUGGUCUGAUGGUGUUUUAACCAACGCGGCAAGGCAGGUUGUCCGUGAACCAUUGGAAGUACAGUCGUGGAUAAUCUGUGAUGGAGACAUCGACCCUGAAUGGAUUGAAUCAUUGAAUUCCGUUUUGGAUGAUAAUCGCCUCCUGACUAUGCCUUCUGGUGAAAGAAUCCAGUUUGGGCCUAAUGUGAAUUUCCUCUUUGAAACGCAUGACCUCAGCUCUGCAUCUCCAGCUACCAUCUCAAGGAUGGGUAUGAUCUUUCUCAGCGAUGAAGAUACUGAUACAAAAGCACUUGUGAAGUCUUGGUUAAAAAGAAAUGCACCUGAAAAUAAGGGCCUUGAAGGAUGGAUAGAAGAUUACUUUCACAAGGCAGUGGAUUUGGUUAACAACCAGCUGGAACUUGUGGUGCCCACAACCCUUGUUGGUGUUAUACUUGGUGGCCUCUCGCAUUUGAAAGACGUGACAUCCCGCGGGGAAUUUGCGUGUGCUAUUAUUCGCGGCCUUGGAGGAAAUCUAACUGAAAGCUCAAAAGAAACUUUAGCAAAAGAAAUUUACCGCUGGACAGGCGAAUCUCCAUUAGAUCCAAAGCACCCACUCAACACUUACUUCGAUAGAUCACGUGGACGUUUUAUGCAGUACCAAGCAAAGGUCCCAGACACGUUGAGGGCCGAAGACCUUUCAUCUUCCAAGCUGCCAGUCAUUUUAACAGCUGAUGCCCAACGAUCACUUGACUUCUUCUCUCCCUGGCUUAGCCAAGGAAACGAGGAACCAUUUUUGUUGGUAGGCCCGGAUGGAUGUGGUAAAGAACUACUGUUGAACCACUGUUUCAAAAGUCUGAGAUCAACUCAAGUUGCAGUUAUUCAUUGCAAUGCACAGACAUCGCCCACACAUGUUCUUCAAAAGCUUACCCAGACGUGUAUGGUGAUUACGACCAACACUGGCCGUGUUUACAAACCGAAAGAAUGUGAGAGACUUGUCUUGUAUUUGAAAGACCUAAACCUACCAAAGCCAGAUAAAUGGGGCACAAGUCAACUUGUUGCGUUUCUUCAACAGGUGUUGACAUACAACGGUUUUUAUGACAUGAACCUAGAAUGGGUUGGUUUGGAUGGCGUCCAAAUUGUUGCCUCGAUGAACGCUUCAACCUCUAUCGGGAGGCAUCCUCUCACAACACGUCUCACAGCCAUAGUGAAAAUUUGCUCCAUUGGGUACCCAAAGACGAAUGAUCUUGAGUUGGUUUACAACUAUUACCUGAAGGCACUGCUUCAAGAGUCUUAUCAAAGUCAUCAAGUUUGGAAUGCUGAGAAGAACAUCUCUUCGUUGGCAAAGACUCUUGUUUCAAUCUAUGAGCAGAUCCGGACGAAAUUCACAGUCGAUGACUAUCCUCAUUACAUAUUUACCCCCCGUGACCUCACAAACUGGGUUCUUGGUUUGAUAAGAUACGACAUCCCAAGCACGGGGAACAGCGCCGAACAGCUCUUGCAGGUGAUUGCGUACCAAGCGAAGAGGUUGUUUAGAGAUCGCCUUGUUGGCAAGGACAACUGUAACCGGUUUGACGGCAUUGUUUCAUCUGCGCUACGCAAUGACUGGAACUUCAGUCCGGAUAAUACUAAGAGCCAGCAUUUCGUAACAUGGGGUUCAGCUAUUGCCCCUUCAGAUCAAACGGAGCUUAAGAAGGCAUUUGGAAGACCACUUGGCCUAAUUGCGAUCGAAGACUUCCGGGAUAUUGUGCGCAAGGGGCUCAUCUCCUUUGCUCGCGACAACAAGGAAGACGAAAUCUUGCUAUUUGAAGAAGUCUUAGAUAACAUUGCAAAGGUCGAUCGGGUCAUCAGUCAACCAGGGGGCUCCUUAGUGAUGGCAGGGAGAAGUGGGGUUGGGCGCCGCACAGCUUUGUCUCUUGUUGCUCAUAUGCAUCAGAUUAUGGUGGUAUCUCCGAAAGUAUCGAGAGCGUAUGGCAUCAAACAAUUUAAGAAUGACCUAAAGACGGUGAUGCAAACAGCAGGCAUUGAUGGAGAAAACAUCAUUUUGCUUCUUGAAGACCAUCAGUUGGUUGAGCCAGUCUUCUUAGAAUUGAUAAACAGUCUGUUGUGUGCUGGAGAUGUGCCUGGCUUGUACACGACAGAAGAGCUGGACCCGAUUCUGUCCCCACUACGAGAGCAAGCAAUGCAAGAGGAAUUUAGAGGGCCGCUCUACUCGUACUUUGCACACCGUGUGAAGAAGUACCUCCACGUGGUGCUGAUUAUGGACUGUACCUCGGCUACCUUUACUGCCCAAUGCGAGGCAAAUCCAGCAUUGUACAAGAGCUCUGCAUUCCAGUGGAUGGACAGUUGGAGCAAGGAAAGCAUGCUUGCUGUCCCAAAAAUGCUUCUGACGAGUCUAGAUCCUGACAACGAGGGAGGGAAAAUGAAGGGAAGGCUAUCUUCCGGCGGUGAGAAACUGUUCAAAAUUUUCCGUGAGAUCCAUGAAAGCUUCCCGUCAAAAGAUGCAACUCCCAGAGGCUACUUGAAUUUCCUUCAAACAUAUAUUCACCUUUUUAACCAGAAGAAAGAAAGCAUUGAAAACAAACAGAAACAUUUGCAGGCUGGUGUUACAAAACUGAACGAGGCAAAAGUACUUGUUGAUGAUUUGAAGAAAAAAGCUGCAGAUCAGAGUAAAUUGCUAGCAGAAAAACAGUCAGAAGCUGACGCCGCUUUGAAGGAAAUCACCCGAAGCAUGGAGCGAGCCAGUGAUCAGAAAACUGAGAUGGAGACCCUUAAAGUUAAACAAGGAGAUGAAACCACGCAUUUGGAGAAAAGGAAAAAGGCAAUCGAAGCAGAGCUUAGCGAAAUUGAGCCGCUCGUGCAGAAGACGAAAGACGCUGUUGGGAAUAUAAAGCCUGAGUCUCUGUCCGAAAUCAGGUCCCUGAGGAUUCCGCCAGAUGUGAUUCGAGACAUUCUUGAGGGAGUCUUAAGGCUCAUGGGUAUAUUUGAUGUCUCAUGGCUGAGUAUGAGAAGCUUCCUAUCAACAAGAGGCAUUAAAGAUGAAAUAUGCAAUUUUGAUGCCAGGAGAAUUACUCCUGAGAUGAGAGAAGGUGUUGAAGAGCUGCUUGUGAAGAACAAGGCUUCUUUUGAUCCAAAGAAUGCGACGAGAGCCAGUGUUGCUGCUGCCCCGCUCGCACAAUGGGUGAAAGCCAAUAUCCAGUAUUCAAGAGUUCUCGAAAAGAUUGGACCUCUUGAAAAGGAGCAGAAUGGCCUGAAGAAGAGUCUUGAAAAGUCCCAACAGAGAAUGGAAAAGCUGCAAAAAGGCUUGGAUAAAGUUGACAAACAAGUCUCAGAAAUGAGAGAGAGAUUUGAACAGCGCACACGAGAGGCUGCUCAGCUCAAGUUUGAUUUGGAUAAAGCACAAGAAACUAUCAAAUCUGCAGAAUCACUAGUUGGAAAGUUAGACGGAGAGUUCAAGAGAUGGUCAGCUCAGGUUGGUGAGUUGACGAUUGAAAUCGAGCAAUUGCCCGUUCGCUCGCAACUUUCCGCUGCCUACCUGAAUUACCUUGGAGUCGAGUCCGAAGAUGUCAGACGCUCGUACCUGACGAAAUUUUGUGAGCUCACUGGCCUGAGUGAUUUUGACUUGAGAAAGUUCCUUAGCUCAGAGAGCCAAAUGCUGAUUUGGAAGAGUGAAGGGCUGCCAUCUGAUAAUCUGUCAAUGGAAAAUGCAUUAAUGAUUCUAAAGGGAGUGAUAUGCCCGUUCCUCGUGGAUCCAUCACAGAGAGCAAGCGAAUGGUUGAAAAAACACGUGACUAAAGACCAGAAGGUGGAAGUUGUCAACCAGCAAGAUGGAAACUUCACGACCUCUUUAGAGUUAGCAGUUCGGUUUGGCAAGACACUGAUAAUUCAAGAGGUUGACAAUGUUGAACCUAUAUUGUACCCAGUUUUACGCAAGGACCUCAUCAGUCAAGGGCCAAAAUACGUUGUGCAGAUUGGUGAGAAAGCAGUUGACUUUAAUGAAAAUUUCAGAUUGUACAUGACAACAAGGAAUCCAAACCCUGAACUGCCUCCGAAUGCAGCGUCGAUUGUGAACGAAAUUAAUUUCACGACAACAAGAGCCGGGUUGACAGGGCAGCUAUUGGCUCUGACGAUUCAACUUGAAAAACCAGAAUUAGAGGUGAAGAAAACUGAACUGCUUCACAAGGAAGAAGAGUUGAAGGUUCAGUUGGCCGAGCUUGAAGAAUCUUUGCUUGAGACGCUUGCAAAUUCAGAAGGCAAUAUUUUGGAAAACAAAGCGUUGCUUGACUCCCUCAAUAAAACCAAAGAAAGCAGCAUGACCAUCGCAGAGUCACUAGCUGACGCGCACAGGAUUCAAGCUACGUUGGACAAGGAGCGUGAUGCUUAUGUUCCAUUAGCAGAGCAUGGGAGUGCCAUGUUUUUCGUCAUUGCCGAUCUUGCAAAGAUCAAUGGGAUGUACCAGUUUAGUCUUUCAUCAUUUCUUCAUUUGUUCCAACGUGCUCUCGAACUCAUAAAGGCAUCAGAAAUUUCGGGUGACAGGAUAAAAGCUCUGAAGAAUUCUGUCCAGUCUCUUGUUUACAACAAUGUAUGCAGCUCCCUUUUCAAGGCUGAUAGGCUGAUGUUCAGUCUGCACUUAGUCCAUGGAAUUCAUACCCAACUGUUCAAAGCUCAGGAAUGGGAGUAUUUCUGUGGUCUUGUUGUUGACAACAUGUUGAGGCGACAAGAUUCUCUUCUGGAGAUCAAAAGUGGACUACCGUCAUGGAUUGAUCACGAGCGAGCCCAGGCCAUUAGCUCGCUAAAGAACACUUUCCCGGAGCUUUUCACUGCUUUGGACCUGAAAAACUCUUCAUUAUGGGAUCCCUUUGCAAAGAGCCCACACUGCGAGCAAGACUUCCCCAGGGACUUAUCAAAGAAAGUGUCGAAUUUCCAGCAGGUCCUAGCUGUUCAAACAAUCAGACCAGAUCGACUGCAAAGCGCAAUGGCAUUAUUUGCAACCAAAGCUCUUGAGCUUAAGUCACUUGCCGCCCCGUCUCUAAAUCUUAAGAGACUGAUGACCGAGACAACACCGAAGGAGCCAAUUUUGAUCAUCAUUUCGACUGGAGCGGAUCCUUCUCAGGAAUUGCAAGACUUCGCCGACAAAACUGUUGGACCAGAGCACUUCCAUCAGGUUGCAAUGGGACAAGGCCAGGCUGAAAUUGCAUUGAAAUUGCUAGACGACUGUGCAAGGCAAGGCGAAUGGUUAUGUUUGAAGAACCUCCAUCUUGUUACUGCAUGGCUUCCGACUUUGGAAAAGGUAAUAAAUUCACUUCAACCGCACGAGAAGUUCAGGCUGUGGUUGACAGCAGAGUCACAUCCAAAAUUUCCAGCUAUUUUGUUGCAGUCAAGUUUGAAAGUCACUUAUGAGGCACCGCCUGGUAUCAAGAAAAACAUGCAAAGAACAUACGAAAACUGGACGCCAGAAUUCAUUGCCCAGUCAAACUCAGUGGCAAGAGCCCAGUCUUUGUUUGCUCUGUGUUGGUUCCAUGCCUUAGUCCAAGAGCGAAGAAAUUAUAUUCCACAAGGAUUUACAAAAUUCUACGAGUUUUCUUCAGCGGAUAUUCGCGCUGGUGCCGACAUCAUCAACAGGCUUUUCAUGAAAGCAGGCAGUGGGUCAAUUCACUGGGAUUUCGUACAUGGGCUUUUUGAGAACGCCAUUUAUGGUGGAAGGGUUGACAAUAACUUCGAUGUUCGAGUUUUGACGUCAUAUCUAAAGCAAUAUUUUGCUGACGGGCUGUUCUCGGGACAGGGAUCGUCACGAGGUGUAAAACAAAGAAAAUUAGGCGAAUUUCUAACACUACCAUCGUCAACAAACUACAAGGAAUUUGUUGAUAUCAUCACAUCAUUGCCUGAUGAAGACACCCCUUCAUUUUUUGGACUGCCAGCAAACAUAGAGCGCUCCUCUCAACGGAUUAUCAGCUCACAGGUCAUCUCUCAGUUGAAAAUCUUGAUGCGUUCGGAUGAAGCAGCGAAAAAAUUCAACAAGGAGAAGUGGGCUACAGAAUGUGCCCCCAUUCUGAAUCUUUGGAAAAGACUCAAUCAGGGUCACCAGAUUCUCCAAAAGAAGGUUCACCAACCUCAUGAAGAUGAUAGCUCUUUGCCCGUUACGUCAUUCAUCAAGCUCGAGUUGUUCAAUGCAAUUCAACUUGCCCAGCACAUUCACUCCACAUUGGCAUCCCUAGCUAAGGUUAUCAAAGGAACUCAACUGCUGACAUCAGAUGUCGAGGCAUUGGCAGUGGCAAUUAUGAGGCAGCAAGUCCCGUCUGAUUGGUGCACACGCUGGGAGGCUGGGCCAGAGGAUCCAGUGCAAUGGCUAACUGCCCUCAUGAACAAAACACUGGCUUUGGUGAGCUGGGCCGAGAAAGCAGAAUCCGGAAAGCUCCUAUCCUCAACCUUAGAUUUAUCGGAUUUGUUUCAUCCGGAUACAUUUUUAAAUGCUCUUAGGCAACAAACUGCAAGAGCCGCCAAAGUCCCUAUGGAUAAGCUGAAACUUGCGUGCACGUGGAGGGAUGAAAGGAUUGCCGGGGCCAAGCAUACUGUUAAGAUUGAGGGGCUACAGCUGGAGGGUUGCACUUUUGAUGGCAAGAAAUUGCACGAGAACACGCGUGACUCAUCAAGCAUUUCUGCGAUACCCGUGUGUACAUUGGGGUGGAUACCAAGGGAAAGUACUGAUCCGUACCCCAUUGAUGAGUGCAUCGCAUUGCCCCUGUACUACACCCUGUUCCGGGAUCGUGUCGUCACACAGCUGAAUGUUCCUUGUGGGACUGAACAAGACAAGUGGAUACAGUCUGGUGCUGCACUUUUUUUGAAGAACAUGUGACCGUGACUUGCUUUUUACGAUUUAUGUUAUUUGUCACCCGAACCUUGCAUAUAAGCUCAUUUACCUUCAUUGAGAAUUGAAUACGAUAAAAUACGAUAAAAACGUAACCAUACGAGUGAAGUUCGGAAAUCAACAAAUGGAGCCUAUUCAUUCAACUUGGCUUUAGAUAUAACUUUGAAAUAUGUGACAGGGCCCACGCCACGAAUUUUAAAGUGGGGCGCCAAGGCUAGCAAAAAUAGGGGGCCAAGACUUUUUUCCCCUUUUACUGCAGCUUCAAAACUACUUGCUUCUCAAACAAGUUGGGGAACAUGGCCACCCCGGCCACCCAGGUGUAAUACUCGAUAAAAAAGCAAGUUACUUAUUUAUUAAUUUCUGCCCCUUACCACAAUUGCGCUUAUAUGCAACGUUAAGGAUGUUAUGCAGAAUCUAGUUUGUGAAACGUUUUUUUUGCACUUGUUAAACAUCGUGCACAAUUCUUUUUUAGUGCUUUACUGUGUAGUUAAAUCAGUGUUAGUAAAUUAUUCAGAAUGGAUUAUUCAAUUUGUGCCUGCUUCAUUACUAGCGUUCUUAAACUCACGUUUGACAUACACAUUUUUGGUGAAUCCUGUUUGAAAUCAUGUUUGAAUUCCAGGAUGAUUACUACUCAUGGCAAAAAGUGGCAAGA
Rhopilema esculentum is the source of this 13758-nucleotide messenger RNA. RefSeq names its product cytoplasmic dynein 2 heavy chain 1. Gene Ontology annotation, cellular component: axonemal dynein complex. Gene Ontology annotation, molecular function: ATP binding; dynein intermediate chain binding; dynein light intermediate chain binding. Gene Ontology annotation, biological process: microtubule-based movement. The record is from RefSeq and is a predicted model, not a curated record. Lineage: Eukaryota; Metazoa; Cnidaria; Scyphozoa; Rhizostomeae; Rhizostomatidae.